AUGGCCAACACGUUCGCUCUCGGCUUGCAGAUGACGCGUCAAAAGCAUCUCGAGUACCUCAUUCGAUGUCUUACUUUUGACGAAACUUAUUUUGCCACGUCGCCAAAUGAACGAUGCGUCAAUAUGGCCAACAUGGCAAAGGCGGUGAUGUGGGCCAAUGGAAGGCGUUCUCUGUUGCGCUGGCAUCAUUGGAAGGGAAAGUUGUCCAUGGUCCAUGGCAGUGAUCCCACAGCCAGGGGAUAUGGCGCUUCUAGCACUCAAUUUUGUGGACUGAGCGGGACGGGUCGACGCGAACGGUGCGGCAACACAAAGUCAACGAGGAGAUGUACCUGUCUGUUUGUCGCGAUCUCCGACUUUAAUGUUUUCGUGCGAGCUCAGAGGGUCAUUCUUGGAGGAAGCCCAAGAGUCAUUGUACGAUCCAAGUGGGGCGACAUACAUGAUGAUGGCGUCACCCUUGAUAUUAUGCGUGGUGUGAGAGAGCUGAGAGUCAGGAGGUAUCAGCUGCGAAAGCUGUUACGACGAUUGAUGGCUCCAGAUUCUCAGAUUCUGGGGUUCGGCUACCAACGUCUGGUCCAAAUGGGUCGUCUCGGGGACGGAAGCCUUGAUCCGAACUACUCUUUCGUCAUCCCGCAGCAACCAUGCACUAUGCAUUACUAA
Plenodomus lingam JN3 is the source of this 657-nucleotide messenger RNA. The record is from RefSeq and is a predicted model, not a curated record. NCBI's taxonomy places the organism in Eukaryota, Fungi, Ascomycota, Dothideomycetes, Pleosporales, Leptosphaeriaceae.